AUGUAUAACACCGCAAUGAAGCUAUGAUAGCAUACAGCAAUUUCCUGGCCGACGGACAGGCUAACAAUGGAUAAUCGGGUAGCGGUACUGCAUCAUGGCCUUCGCAACACAUGUUAUAAAAGGUCAUUAUGCUCCUUCAAUUCUGCACAACAAAUCUUCCGCGCGCUGAUCGUCACUCGCCAUGCGAACAUCUGCAAAACGCCAGUCCUCAUCUCCCACAGAUGUUAUCACAUAUCGUUUUAACAAUAAAAUGAUGUAUGUCCCGCCGGCAGAGAACUUCGAUCAAGCAGUCACAUUUGCCAGAUCAGCAUUCGAGAGCGAUCUCACUGGGAUUGACAAAAGCCAGAUAUCCUUCUCGCUGAAUGUGCUGGCGAAUGGGAAGCAGAGUUCUGUGGGUAUCAGCAGUGUGGCAUGGUCGAGAAUGAUGUCACAUUUGGCACGAUAUGAGAUAAUAGACAUACACGUCCAGCCGGAGAUCAAAGUAUCCGGGCCCCCUCCAAGCUAUCAACCUUGUGGCUCGACCGAGGACGACGAGAAGCAGCAGCACUUGUCAUCACAUUCAUCAUCAGCUUUCCACAGUUUCAUUCCGAAACGUCUGUUUCAGCGGCUGAGUGCCUGAUUACAGCAUGAUGCUAGGCACCUUUGGGCUUCCAGUAUUAUUUCGCUAUGUAUACCUAGCUAUCUUCACAUAUGGAGUAUUAGUGUUUCAGCUCAUAUCCGAUACCCAAGCGAAGUCAAUAUUCAGUUAGUGUUGAACAUUUUGGCGAGACGGAUAUUAUUAUUUUAAUAUUUCAUAUGAUAUUACUGCUGUAUCAAUUCAUAGAUUGAAUAAAGACGUGUAUUACUAUG
Messenger RNA from Suillus subalutaceus, 849 nucleotides. RefSeq lists its product as uncharacterized. Lineage: Eukaryota; Fungi; Basidiomycota; Agaricomycetes; Boletales; Suillaceae. The coding region runs from base 182 to 619 and encodes 145 amino acids. The record is from RefSeq and is a predicted model, not a curated record. The transcript is spliced from 2 exons.